AAAAUAUUACUAGUAUUAAGCAUUUUCCUUUUCACAUGGACUAGCUAGGGGUUGGGAAGGUCAACAUAAAAAAGAUUUCAACGGGCGCUGCAUAUAAAAUACAUAUCCUUUUACGGCGAUGACAUUUUAUGAGUGAUUUCCUCCCUCGGAACUUGCUCCAACUACUUUCCAUCCAGCUACCAAAACGUUAACCCAGACAUGAAAUUUACAGCUUCCUUUUUGGGAUGUUUCAAUCCCUCCACGGCUAAGAUUGACGAAGCAACUGAUCAAGAAGAAGAAGUAGUAGUAGCAGAUUGUGUGGCGAACGUUCCAAACCCGAAUUUUCGUGUUUUCUCCUACGAUGAACUCAGAGUCGCCACUCAAGGCUUCAAGAACAAGAUUGGAGAGGGAGGAUUUGGUUCAGUUUACAAGGGGCGGCUGAUUGGCGACAGAUUUAUAGCUGUGAAAGUUUUAUCUGUGGAAGUGGAAUCGAUGCGCGGUGAGAGGGAGUUCAUAUCUGAGAUAGCAGCAUUAUCCGACAUCAAGCACGACAAUCUGGUGACUCUGAAAGGUUGCUGCGUGGAUGGAGCACAGAGACUUCUGGUGUAUGAUUACAUGGAAAACAACAGCCUCGCUCACACAUUUCUUGGGACGGAGCAGAAGAGGGCGAGUUUCAGUUGGGCGUUGCGAAAGGGGACGGCGUUAGGGGUGGCGAGGGGGCUUUGCUACCUCCACGAACAAGUGAAUCCUCACAUCAUCCACCGCGACAUCAAGGCCGCCAACAUACUCGUGGAUGCCAACUUCACGCCCAAGCUCGCCGACUUCGGCCUCGCCAAACUCUUGACGGACAAUGUGUCCAACAUCAGCACCCGCGUUGCUGGAACACUAGGCUAUCUGUCUCCGGAAUACGCCUACAGCGGCCACCUGAGCCGCAAGUCGGAUGUGUAUAGCUUCGGAGUGCUGCUGCUGGAGAUCGUGAGCGGCCGGCCAGUGGUGGAGCACAACUUGCAGCAGGGCGAGCAGUUCCUGGUGGAGAAGGCAUGGCAAGUGUACAAUGGGAAAGGGCUUUUGACUUUGGUGGAUUCGGAAUUGAAGGGAGAGUUCUCGGAAGAAGAAGCCCUUCGAUUCCUCAGAGUGGGGCUGCUAUGCGUGCAGGAGAUCGCGAGGCUCCGGCCUGCGAUGUCUGUGGUGUUGAAGAUGUUGAGCGGUGAGAUGAGACAGGAAGAUGUUGAGAUAUCCCAUCCUGGCCUUGUUUCUGAUUUGAUGGAAGUCAAGAUACGGACGCGCCUUUCAUCCAACUUCACUUCUUCCCCGGCUUCCUGCAGCAGCACCGCUAGUUUCCAAACCCGAUGAGAUUGAUUACCCCAAUUUUGGAUUGCAAAUAGGACUACAUUUUUUGCUUACUUCGGUGGAUUCCUGCCUUGUACAAAAAGAGGAUCAAGUAUGAAUGUUUUCUUCAAUUAAUAGCUGUGGAAUGACAUGAUAAUUAUCUUGUCUUGUAUUA
This is a messenger RNA of Salvia miltiorrhiza (redroot sage), 1483 nucleotides long. Its product is annotated as putative serine/threonine-protein kinase. The coding region runs from base 199 to 1332 and encodes 377 amino acids. NCBI's taxonomy places the organism in Eukaryota, Viridiplantae, Streptophyta, Magnoliopsida, Lamiales, Lamiaceae. The record is from RefSeq and is a predicted model, not a curated record. The transcript is spliced from 4 exons. Gene Ontology annotation, biological process: protein phosphorylation. Gene Ontology annotation, molecular function: protein kinase activity; ATP binding.